Solanum verrucosum is the source of this 759-nucleotide messenger RNA. RefSeq lists its product as uncharacterized. The record is from RefSeq and is a predicted model, not a curated record. Gene Ontology annotation, molecular function: protein dimerization activity. NCBI's taxonomy places the organism in Eukaryota, Viridiplantae, Streptophyta, Magnoliopsida, Solanales, Solanaceae. Bases 1 to 759 code for a protein of 252 amino acids. The transcript has 2 exons.
AUGGACAUUCUUGAUAAUAUUGUUGAAACUGCACAUUCUAUGGAUGAAAGAUCCAGGGCAACAAGAUAUAUCAGAAUUGCUCAAACUUAUGAGGUUGCAUUCAUGUUGCAUUUGAUGAAAGAAGUUUUAGAAAUUACUAAUGAUCUUAGUACAUGUUUACAAAAAAAGGAGCAAGACAUUGCAAAUGUUAUGCUACUUGUUAAAGUGACCAAGAUAAGGCUACAAGAGUUAAGGGAAAAUGAAAUAUGGGAUUUAUUUGUUGUUGAGGUUUUUGCAUUUUGUAUCAAGUAUAAUAUUGUGGUGUCUAAUUUUGAUGAGUCGUAUGUUAAUUCUGGAAGAUCACGGCGUAAAUCUGAUGAUUAUACUUUUUUCAUCAUUAUCGUGUUGAACAUGUGUCCACUUGAGAAUCAACUAGCAAAUUACAUUAUUGAUGUCCGUGAUAUCGAUAAAAGGUUCUCUGAUUUACAUGGGCUUUGUGAUCUUUCAAAAAAAUUGGUUGAGACAAAAAAACAUUCAUGUUAUCCUCUUGUUUUUCGUUUGGCGAAAUUCGCUUUACUUCUGCCAGUUGCCACUGCAUCCAUUGAAAGAGCUUUUUCGGGAAUGAAAUUUAUUAAGAAUAAGUUGCAAAGUCGAAUGAAUGAUGACUUCUUGAGCGGUUGCAUGGUUCCUUUUAUGGAGAGGGAUGUGUUUAAAGAUGUUUCAACGGAUGAUAUUAUUUUGUCUUUUCAAGCAAUGAAACCUCGUCGAAUAGUAUUAUAA